AUGUAUCUCAACCAACCCAAGAAGGCACAAUUCCUUACCGUCCCUUUCUCUGCUCGCUCGCUCGCUCGCUCUCCCUUCACUUCUCCCAACGACCAAAACCCUCGCUCCGCCCGCCGGCACCGGGUUCCGGCGAAGCAGGCACCAAGCAGCGUGGUGCUGCUGGAGGAGCUCGUGGAGGAGGUCCUCCUCCGCCUCCCGCCGGCGGAUCCCGCGAGCCUCUUCCGCGCCGCCCUCGUCUGCAAGCCCUGGUGCCGCAUCAUCUCCGACCGCCGCUUCCGCCGACGAUUCUCUGAGUUCCACCGCUCGCCCCCCAUGUUCGGUCUCCUCUGCAAUUUCAGAGACCAAGACGGCGACUAUGUCUCGCACCUCCUCCCCACCUCCUCCGCCUGCCCGCUCUGCGUCGACCACAACUGGCGCGCGCUCGACGCCCGCCACGGCGGGGUCCUCCUCAGCUUGCUCUUGGGUCUCUACCUAAGCGUCUGGGACCCCAUCAUGGACGGGUGGCACCGACUGCCCCCGGUGUUAGACGUUUGGCGCCAUCGCCUUCGCCGCCGCCACUGGACCGCGCCUCCACAUCGCUGCUACCUCGUCAGCGGUGCCAUGGCCGCGACUGCCUCUCGAUGA
Molecule: messenger RNA, 624 nt
Organism: Miscanthus lutarioriparius
Lineage: Eukaryota; Viridiplantae; Streptophyta; Magnoliopsida; Poales; Poaceae
Source: the annotation of a GenBank genome assembly